AUGGAUAAUAGUUUGGAUAAAUUAUUUUCUAAACAAGAAAGGCUUUAUAAGGAAAUAAUUGAAGCAAACUGUUUUUAUGUAAAGAAACUUAAUGAAUGGAUAGGUGAUAAAUAUGUAAAAAGAUUAAAAUUAAAGAAAGACGAUAUUACUUUAACUCCUAAAUUAUUAAUAAAUAGGGCACAAUCAAAAGCUAGUCGGUGUAGAGUGUGUGGACUAUGUAUUGAAAAAAAAGGAUUACGAAUAGGAUAUCCAUCCAAAGAUCCUAGAGGGAAUUAUGGAUACAUUAGUUGUUGGGUUCAUUUAGAAUGUAGUAAAAAAUUAUUAUAUGCUGUUUUAUAUGUCGAAGAAAAUAAGGAAUGUUUAAAAAAAUAUUUAACAAAUAGUGAAGAAAUUACCUGCACAAGUGAUCAUAAUAAUUAUGAACAGUUCAUACAUAAAAAUAUAAAAUGGGAAAUAUUUUUUGGACAUUAUGAUGAACUAGACGAUGAAGAAAAAGAAAAACUAAAAGAGAUAACUAAACCAUAUGAUGCAAAAGAUUACGAAGAUGGAAAAAAUAGUUUUGAGAUAUUAAUAAAGAAAGAAAAAGAUGUUGCAUUUUCAAAUAGUUUGAUGAAAACAGAAAAAAAACAAAUAAUUAAUUGUGAAUUAAAUGUACCAAAGGAACUUAAAUUUGAAUUGUUAAAAUAUCAAAAAGAAGGUGUAUCAUGGAUGAUAAAUCAGGAAAAUUCAAAACAUAAAGGGGGGAUACUUGCCGAUGAAAUGGGUAUGGGAAAAACCAUACAAGCAAUCACAUUAAUAUUGUGCCAAAAAAUUAAUAGGAUGGAAAAUAGUGUAAAGGAAAUAAAAGGGGAAGCGGAAGAAGCGAAAGGAGAAGCGAAAGACGAAGCGAAAGGAGAAGCGAAAAACGAAGUGAACAAACGCACCAAUGGUUGCAUAAAAAAGGAGGCGAGUGUAGCGAACUAUGCCAAUAAUAUGGAUGAUAAUUCUAACUUGGUAAAAAGUGAAAUUAAAGUAAAAGAAGAAGAGUCAGAAAAGAGCAUUAUUUUGAUCGAAAGUGAUGAGAAUAAAUGUUUUGGAAUGAAAAGAAAAUCAAAAUAUUUUUCUAAAUCUGAAAAAGAUAAAAAUAAUAAAAAGAGAAAUAGUAAGAACAAUAUAAAUAAAGCUAGUACAGAAAAAAGUUUUAAAAAUAAUAGUUCAGAAAAAGUGUUACAUGGUCAAACAUUAAUAAUAGCACCUAUUGCAGCUGUAAUGCAAUGGAAAUCAGAAAUAGAAAAAUUUAUUGAAAAAGAUUUUUUAAAAGUUUAUAUAUAUCAUGGUAAUUAUAAAAAGAUAUCUUCUAAAGAAUUAUUGGAAUAUGAUGUUGUUAUAACAUCAUAUGCUAUGGUAGAAGUAAAUUUUCGAAAAAUUAUAAAUAAACUUAAAGUAUCAUGUGAAUAUUGUGGUAGAUUAUAUUUACCAUCAACAUUAGUUAUACACCAAAAAUAUUUUUGUGGACCUAAUGCUGUUAGAACUGAAAAAUUAAAAAAAAGAAAAAAAAAAAAUAAAGAUACAGCACUUGUUGCUAUGAAAAAAUUUGAUGAUCAUUUUGUGCCUACCCCAAAAAAUGUUUUUUUAGAAAUUUUAAAUGAGAAUAAAGAAAAUAUAAAAGAUCAUAAAAACAUAAAGAGGGAAUUACAAAAAGGGGAUGAAAAAAUAGAUAAAAUAAAAAAUAAUAAAAUUACAAAAAAAAAUGUACCAUUUGAAGAAAAUGAGGUUAUAAUAUUAAGUUCUAGAGAAUCUCAAAGUGAUAGUUCUGCAUCUAAGGAAUCUAUUUUUUCUCCUUUGCUUCGUAAAACAUCAAGUCGAGUAAUAGAUUUAUGUAAUGUAGGUUUUGAGAAAGAAGCAAUUGAAAAAAGUAUAGAAGAUAUAUAUAAAAAAAAAAAAAAAAAUAUACAAUGGAAUAUAAUUAUAAAAUAUCUAUUACAAAAUCAUUCAUAUAGUAUAGAUAUGAAUAAUAAAUGUAAAGAUGUUUUAGUAGACAUAUAUUUGAGUGAUACUAAUAUAGAAGAGCAUGAACUUAAAAGCUUAAAUAUGGGAGAACUGAAAGUAUUAUUAAUUACUAUGGGUAAACAUGUAUUUGGUACAAAAAUUGAAUUAAUAAAUCGUGUGAUAGUAUCAGCUAAAUAUAUAAGACAGGAAUUAGAAGAAGAAGAGAAAAAAAUUGAAGAUAAUAAUAAAAAGAAGGUGAAAAAAGGUAACAAAAAUUGUAAAUCUAUGAUUAAAACGGGUGGGAAAAAUGGUGGUAAAAGGGGUGGUAAAAUGGGUGGUAAAAAGGGUUCAAUUGACUUAAAUAGUUAUAGUGACUCGAAUUAUGUUCAUACUAGUUCUGAAGAUGAUAAAAAGGAAGAUAGUGAAAGUGUAUUGGCAAAAGAUGGUGGUAAAAAUAAUCGUAAAAGGCGUAAAACUAUUGGUAGUUGCGCAAUAACAAAAAGGGAAAACAUUGAUGAAAUAAAUAACAAAAUCAAAAAAGAAAAAAAAGAACAAAAAGAAAAAAAAAAUAGUAGCAAAAUUUCUGAACAGUGCAUAAAAAAAAGGAAAACGUAUAGUAUUGAAAAUAGUAAAAAUAGUAAUGGUGAGCACUUUUCUAUUAGAUCAUCUCCUAGAUUGGCUGCCAAAUCAUCUGGGGGGUUGUCAGCCAAAUUAUCUGGUGGUUUGUCCUCUAAAGGGUCAGGUCGGUUGUCCUCUAAAGGGUCAGGUGGUUUGUCCUCUAAAGGGUCAGGUAGAUUGAGAGCCAAAUCGUCUGAUGAUUCUUCGGUGAAUUAUUUGGGAAGUCAAAUUGAGGAUUCUAGCGAAAGUUUUUAUGAAGAAAACGAAAAUAGCAGUGAUACUGUUAUGUCAUAUGAUUCAAUAAUUAUUGAAAAGAAUAAAAUAAAAAAAAAAAAUAUGAAAAAAAAAGGGUCAGAUAUAUUUGAUGAAAGUAUAUUACAUUUAAUAGAAUGGAAUAGAAUAAUAUUAGAUGAAGCACAUAGAAUAAAAAAUAGGAUAGCAUCAACAAGCCAAUCUAUUUUUAAUUUAAAAUGUUCAGGAUAUAGAUGGUGUUUAACUGGAACCCCAUUACAAAACCGUAUUGGAGAAUUAUACAGUUUAAUACGUUUUUUAGAAUUUUAUCCAUAUGCUUAUUAUUUUUGUUCAAAAAAAGAUUGUAAAUGUUCACUUAUAAAUUUUGAAAUGAAAGAUAAUAAAUAUUGUAAUAUUUGUGAUCAUACAAGAAUGUCUCAUUUUAAUUACUUUAAUAAAAGAAUAUUAAAACCUAUACAAUCAUUUGGAUAUAAUGGAGAAGGAAUAAAUAGUAUGUUUUAUCUAAAAAAUGAAAUUUUAGAUGAAAUAUUACUUAGAAGAACAAAAAAUGAAAGAGAAAAAGAUAUAAAAUUGAAACCAUUGGUAGUUACUAUUAGAAAAGAUAAGUUAUCAAAUGAAGAAAAAGAUUUUUAUGAAUCUUUAUAUAAAAAAACAACAACUCAAUUUGAUAAAUAUGUUAAAUCAAAUACAGUUUUACAUAAUUAUGCUCAUAUUUUUGAUUUAUUAAGUAGAUUAAGACAAGCAGCUGAUCAUCCAUAUUUAAUUCUUUUUGGUAACUCAUUUUUAAGUGACCCUUCUGGUAAAUUUAUAAAAAAAAAUUCUACAAUUAUUCCAGCAAUUUCAAAUGAUUUUGUAUGUGGGAUAUGUUUGGAAAAUGUGCCAAGAAAAAAUAAUGUUAAUACAAAAUGUAAUCAUCAUUUUCAUAAAAAUUGUUUAAAACAAUAUAUUGAAAGUUUCGAAAUAGAAAAUAAAGGUAAUGAAGAUAAUGAAAAUUUUAGUAUAACCAAAUAUAAAACAUAUAAUAUUGUGAGCAAUUGUUCAGAUAGCGAAAAAUGUGACAAUGCAAAUAUGAUUGUAUUUGGAAGUGACGACAAAAAUGGGGACAAAAAUGGGGGUAGAAACAAUCUUGGAUUAAACCGAAAUUAUAAAUCGCUUUCAGUUGUUAAGUUUAAGGAUCGAGAAAAUUCCCAAUUUGUUAGUUUAACAAAUAAUAUCGAAAAUAUAAAAGAUCAUCCAUUAGGAUGCCCAGUAUGUUAUGUUCCAUUAACUGUUGAUUUCACGGCCUUUGAAAAUGAAGAAGACAAAAUGGAUGAUGAAGAAAUUAUUGUAUGUAAAGAAGAAGUUACUCAUAUUAAUAAAAGUUUUAUAAAUAGAAUUAAUACUGAUGAAUAUCAAACUAGUACAAAAAUUGAAGCUAUUUUUGAAGAGGUUCAAAAUGUUAUAUAUAAUACAGAUGAUAAGUGUUUAAUAUUUUCACAAUAUUGUUCUAUGUUAGAUUUAAUAGAAUAUCAUUUAAAAAAAAAUAAUAUUAUAUGUUCAAAAUUAUUAGGAUAUAUGUCAAUGGUUUCAAGAAAUAACAUUUUAUAUAAUUUUAAUAAUGAUAAGCAAUUAAGAGUAUUACUUAUAAGUUUAAAAGCUGGAGGAGAGGGAUUAAAUUUACAAGUUGCUAAUAGAAUUUUUAUUGUAGAUCCUUGGUGGAAUCCAGCAGCAGAACUACAAGCCAUUCAACGUGCUCAUCGUAUAGGGCAAACAAAAACGGUCUAUGCUAUUCGAUUUAUCAUUGAAAAUACUGUUGAAGAAAAAAUUAUACAAUUACAAAAUAAAAAACAGUUGGUAUUUGAUUGUACUAUUGGUAAUUCAGGAAGUGCUAUGCAAAAAUUAACUAAGGAAGAUUUGGCUUUUUUAUUUCAUGCAUAA
This is a messenger RNA of Plasmodium yoelii, 4755 nucleotides long. RefSeq names its product DNA repair protein, putative. The coding region runs from base 1 to 4755 and encodes 1584 amino acids. Lineage: Eukaryota; Apicomplexa; Aconoidasida; Haemosporida; Plasmodiidae. Gene Ontology annotation, molecular function: DNA binding; ATP-dependent chromatin remodeler activity; zinc ion binding. The record is from RefSeq and is a predicted model, not a curated record. The transcript is spliced from 2 exons.